Cheilinus undulatus (humphead wrasse) is the source of this 3046-nucleotide messenger RNA. It is a transcript of the gene rab35b, whose product is annotated as RAB35, member RAS oncogene family b. NCBI's taxonomy places the organism in Eukaryota, Metazoa, Chordata, Actinopteri, Labriformes, Labridae. Gene Ontology annotation, biological process: endocytic recycling. Gene Ontology annotation, molecular function: GTPase activity; GTP binding. Bases 272 to 877 code for a protein of 201 amino acids. The record is from RefSeq and is a predicted model, not a curated record. The transcript is spliced from 6 exons. Gene Ontology annotation, cellular component: plasma membrane; endosome membrane.
UGAGGCCGGGUUAGAGUUGGGUGCAGCACCACCAGAGGAGGAAGCGGAGUUUCCGGCUGUUUGAAGCGGAGUGAGAGGAUUGCUGACGCCGCGAAACCCCAAGAUAAACGCCGCCGGCUCCGGGGGCUAACAAUUCCAAGGAUCGGUUGUGGCCCUUUCCUUUCAUACCGGGGGAUCUGGGGGUCUGUGAUCUUUUUUACGAGCCCAGUGGUCGGUUAGCAAACCAAUAACAGCAGCGGCACAAGGCGGGGGUGAGCCACCAGCUACCGGCAUGGCCAGGGACUACGAUUACCUCUUCAAGCUGCUCAUCAUUGGUGACAGCGGAGUGGGGAAGAGCAGUCUCCUCCUGCGAUUUGCAGACAACACUUUUUCAGGUAGCUAUAUUACCACAAUUGGUGUGGACUUUAAGAUCCGAACAGUUGAGAUCAACGGAGAGAAAGUGAAGCUACAGAUCUGGGAUACAGCAGGACAGGAGCGAUUCCGCACAAUCACAUCCACAUAUUACAGAGGAACACAUGGGGUCAUAGUGGUUUACGACGUCACGAGUGCCGAGUCCUUUGUCAAUGUCAAACGAUGGCUUCAUGAAAUCAACCAGAACUGUGACGAUGUGUGCCGAAUAUUAGUGGGAAACAAAAAUGACGACCCCAACUCCAAGGUGGUGGAGACAACUGACGCAGAGAAGUUCGCUGAGCAGAUGGGAAUCAAGCUGUUUGAGACGAGUGCAAAAGAAAACAUCAAUGUUGAAGAGAUGUUCAACCACAUCACAGAGCUAGUGCUAAGAGCCAAGAAGGAGGUGCUAGCCAAGCAGCAGCAGCAGCAACAGAACGACGUGGUCAAACUCACCCGGAACAGUAAACGAAAGAAAAAGUGCUGCUAGCGACCUCCAAGCCACCUACAAAAGGCCAGCGGCAUAUAUUCUUUACACAAGCAUACACACAAGAUGGGACUCAGAGCAUCUAAAUUAAAGAGCAGAUAAAGAUUUAAUAAAUAUACAGUAAAAGAUAAAAAUAAAUGGAAAAAAUGUCCCCUUUGGACAAACUAAUCAUGAAGACUUAAAAAUGUACAGAUUCUAUUUGACCUCAGAUCAAGUUUUAUUCGGAAUUCAGCAGGUGGGCACGAUGACCUGAAGUCUUUAACGGAUCUGCAAGCUGACAACCAACUGCCAUAGUCGUCCAAUUUACAUCCACACAGUCCCCUACUCUUGCAAUAGAAUCGUCUCUCCUUCUCAUUCCACUGCACAAGGGACAUGAAGAGUUGUGUCGGACUCUGCACCUGAGGAGAAGGAGGGCCCACCUUAUCCGGAUUUCUUUGUUUGUUCCUAGGUUAUUUUUUUGUUUUGUUUUGUUGAUUUUUUUUGGACAGAGACGGGGCGUGUUUGGUUUGCAGGAAGGAGCGUGUCUGUGUUACGGCGAGGUUUCGCCGCCUCCCUACAGCUUCAACAUUUCAGACACCUGUUCCUUACCACCUACACCAAGACAUCAUGAACUAUGUUUUGUUUUAUUUGACUUGAUGGGAAAAAAAAUCAUGCAGAUUUUGAUGUUAAGGAUGAUGAUUGGAUGACAGCCUUUAGUAACUGAUGCAAUGGACAGACCUGAUGAAUUCUCAUGUUUUUGUUUUUCUUUGUCUAUAUUUUUGCCAAGCUUUGCACCUCUUCCUUCUAACAUCCAGUAGUGUUGAGCCACAUUAAUUAAUAUUUCUCUUUUCUGUCUUUUUAUUUUGAAGUGCAACAGAGCGGUAAAACCACUCCUGGAGCUGUUGGACACAAAGCUCUGAAAGCUCUGUUCACUGCAGUCUUACUAUGUUUUCAGAGUUUGCUUUUAAACCUUUUCCUCCACCUUUUUUUUUAAUGAAACUGCCAAGAUCAUAAAAAACAUAAUGAGCUCAGUGGCGAAUCUCAUUGGACUGUUGCCAUAGUGGCCCCUGGUUCGCCCAGAGGCAGGAAGAAUCAGGGUCUUAUGGGACCCUGUUGAGUCCUCAGGAAGUGCUCAGGGCUGCCCUCCUCCUCUCCCUAACCCAAGGUAUUUCUACAGCCACUUUCGUUCUUCCCCAUUGAAGCCCACGUAUCAGCACCUCUCACGGCCAUGGACUUACCUCUCAUCUCAGCAGACUCGUCCGGUUAAUCAGGGGGCAAGGGGAGACGGGAGAUUUGUCUCUGGAUCACUGGUCCAUGCUAGACUGGUUUUAAAUCACUUCAUGAAGGCGGUUUAAGAGGUUCUACCUGACAUGCUUGUAAGACUUUCAUGGUUUUACUGUAUUUUCUCAGAUAACAGUUGAGAUGUUAAAAUCUGAUGCCACGUUACUCAUGGCUUUCCUGUGUUCCAGCCCCCAGCUCCUGUGUAAACUGAAGUGUUACUGGACAGUGUUUUUGGCAUCCUAGAUGAGAGUGUGACGGACACGAGACGCAUUAAUUUAAGAACAAAUGGGGAGAAGUACAGCCCUAGAAUCCAGUGUUCAAGCCUGAGCUCCAUUUCCUCUCCAUAUUCAGGGUUUGUCACAGAUGCUGACAUCGUACAAGGUCUAUUACUGACAAUGGUUUUCUUUUAUGUUAAAUUGGGAGAGUAAUAUAUGGAGAGAGCUGUAAGUCUUGGCUUCAAAUCUGUCGGAACAAUUAGUUUGCAUUCUCUGGACUCUGGCGACCAGUUUUGGAUCCUGAUACAUGAAGUCCAGGGCCUAAAAAUGGUAUUAGACCUCACACAUUAUGAUUUCUUUUAUUACGUGUAUGUAUAUAUAAAUAUAUUUGUGUGUUUAUAUUCAAUAUAGUACAUACACACAUAAUUAGCACACCAAACUGUGCAUGUGUUGAACAUGCCUAUGUGCUAUGGUUGAAACACACCUGUCAGCUGUGGUUUGCUGUACACUGGAGAAAAAGAAAUGAACUAUUCAUUUUUCCCUACAUGAAUUUAAUCAGUAAUAAGCAUUUUAAAGGAAUAAAUAUUUGACACAUAAUGACCUAUCUCAUGUGUCAGUGCUUUGAGGCUUGGUCUUAACUUUGUUUUAAACCUGUGUCUUUGAUUUCUGUGAAUAAACUUGUAUGGGAGGAAGUGUA